GAUAAGCAGGAUAGAAUGUCGUUGUUCUCAACACGGGUGGUGAUGGCGAACCUUUCCCCUCAGACUGAACGGUCGAGUUCUAGGUUGAAAUCGCUAGAUCCCUUUCAGAUAUCCCUUCUGUUUCUCUCACCGACUUUCCUUUUCCCUAUUUCUAUUUGGCUUACCAGAAAGCUGUGCAUCACCGAGUUUCCUUUGUCCUUGUAUCACUCCAAA
Linum tenue is the source of this 213-nucleotide messenger RNA. NCBI's taxonomy places the organism in Eukaryota, Viridiplantae, Streptophyta, Magnoliopsida, Malpighiales, Linaceae. The record is from the annotation of a GenBank genome assembly.